This is a messenger RNA of Bolinopsis microptera, 2247 nucleotides long. RefSeq lists its product as uncharacterized. The record is from RefSeq and is a predicted model, not a curated record. Gene Ontology annotation, molecular function: metal ion binding; acid phosphatase activity. The coding region runs from base 192 to 1397 and encodes 401 amino acids. NCBI's taxonomy places the organism in Eukaryota, Metazoa, Ctenophora, Tentaculata, Lobata, Bolinopsidae. The transcript has 2 exons.
UUCUAUGGUUGAGCUGCGUCGCUGUUGUAGCGUUUUACUUUUCAUAUGGAAUUGGACGAUAUUCACAAGAAAGGAAUCUUUUUCCUUACUUUUUGUUACAUCUCAAUUUAAUUACUGUAAUCAAAUUUUUGAAACACCUUUAAUAAUUUUCGGUGAAUUGUGAAUGAACAUUUCACAAGGAAUAACACAUCAUGAUAAAAUGUUUGGUGCUGUUACUCUUCCAAAUAGCAGUACUGCUUUCACCUCUAAGUUCCGGAAACGAAUACACAGUUGAUGGGGCAUACGAAUAUUCGAUACCAUACGACUACUCGAUCGGAGACUAUUACGGAGUAAGCGCACCUGAUUGUGGAAAAGAAAUCAAACAACUGGACGUAUUAAAAGUGAAGAAGCCAAACCAGAUCCGUAUUUCAUACACAGGGGAUCCCACAGAGAUGGCUAUAACUUGGACAACCAACUCUGUGAACCACUUCAAUGUGGUGAACUACGGGAUAAUGGAAGCUGACCUGAACUACACAUCCACUUCCAUCUCUCAUCAGUAUAAAUGGCAUUGGGACGAGGAAGAGGCUAAAUGGGUCUACAUCAGUGGCUUCAUACACGAGUGUUUGAUGGUUAACUUGAUGCCCGGCAGGAUUCACUUUUACCAGAUACUAAGUAACGGUGAAUCGUCUCAAAUCCUGAAGUUUGUAGCCGCCCCUGAACCUGGAUCACGAGCUCCAUUAUCAUUUCUACACACCGGGGAUGUAGGAACAUUCGGGACCUCCGUCAUGAUCACCAAGAACAUGAUGAACAGACAGGAGAAGAAACACUACCACGGGAUCCUACACUGUGGGGAUGUUUCAUAUGCUAACAAGUUUAACAAGACAAGACCAAAGUGGGCCGCUCAGCAUGUCUGGGACACUUGGGGCCAGAUGGCGGAACCUAUUGCCAGCAAGAUGGCUUACAUGCUUUCUCCGGGGAACCACGAAGUAGAUGUGUAUGAUAGUACGUUAGAAAACGGGACGAUAUAUUCUAAAAGGUUCAUCAUGCCUGGCAAUGAACAUUACUACUCGUUUGGAGUUGGGAUGGUUCACUUUGUGUCAGUUUCCACAGACGAAGACAUCGACCCGAGUUCAACGCAAGGAGUCUGGCUGGACAGAACUCUGGCUAAGAUCAACAAACAAAGGAAUCUUUGGCCAUGGGUUGUGGUGUUCCAACAUAGACCGAUCUACAACUCUAACAUAAACCAUGGUAAUUGGAGCGGAUCCAAUAAUUACACUCAAGAAGGUUAUGAGAUGCCCGCAUACAAGGGAUGGCCUGAUGAUUACGAAGCUCUAAUUCUAAAACACAAAGUAGAUCUGGUUCUUGCAGGACACGUACAUCACUACGAACGAUCCUGGCCUGUGAAAAACCGAGACUGAGGUCACCAAAUCCUACGAAAACGUGACGUUACCAAUCCACAUUACAUGCGGACAUGGAGGAAAGAGCCUUUAUGCGGUUGUGUGGGACUCUGACGGCCGAAACACUUACAGACCACACCAACCAGCGUUUUCAGCAGCAAGGGACAACAUGAACUGGGGGCACUGUGAGUUGGAGUUUAUAGAUGAAAGGACAGUGAGACACACUAUGUUUAGGAUGGGUGAGAGUGAGGUUCCAACCGAGGAUGUUCUUAUAACCAAAGCUGCUGGGGGAGGUGGUGCAGCGAAGGUGGGUUUCAGUUUGGGAUUAUUGAUGGGGUGCUUUAUAUUCUGGAGUCGAUUUGAUUUGAUUUGAAACUUUCAUCAAAUAAUACAGAAUAAUACAACAAGGGAACUUGAAUAAAAUCAAUGGCGACAAGGAAUGUUCGGGAAUCAGGCUGAGGAAUGCUCGGACUGGUUAGGACAGGCACAAGUAAGCAGAAUUUGACUGUACCAUAUGAUUAGGGAAACCAGUAACAUCCAUGUUAGAACACAUGUGCUAUGGACUCUUACUCUAAUCCACAUGAAACUAUGAAUGGUUUAAGGUCUUACCCACCAAAUUUAUAUUUUAAAUUCAAGUGUCAGGUUAAUUGUAUUUUAUGCAACAGAAUUUUAAGUUUCGAAUGAUCAAUUUAUCUUUAAAUUACCAAGCUUACCAAGCUUGUUAACAAAUAGCGAUGCUAGAGACAAAGCUUGGUGAGCGGCAAAUCCUGACCUCCUUGUAACCUUGUAUGUUGUAUACCGACGGGCACCAUCGGUUUUGGCAGUUUGUGAUGUUGCAAUUUGCAUAUUAUAUUCUUAAAAGAAAAAAAAG